This is a messenger RNA of Pocillopora meandrina, 4483 nucleotides long. The record is from the annotation of a GenBank genome assembly. Lineage: Eukaryota; Metazoa; Cnidaria; Anthozoa; Scleractinia; Pocilloporidae.
AUGCAUGACAUUUCACAUCACAUUGAAAAUUUAUUGACAGAGCUACCAGCGCAUAUAGAGGAUGAGUCAUGUAGAAAAAAAUUAGAAGAAGCAGUUGGAUUAGCUACAGGGAAGAAAGAAACAAGGCGGGCAGUGGAUUACCGAUGUUCUUUAAUAACAAUCUCUUGCUAUGUGAGAGGAACAGCCAGCCCUUGAGAGCAACAUCUUCUCGACACAAUGGUUGACAUCCUUUACGGGCAAGACAGAUUCAGAUCCCACGUUUAAUUCUCCAUUUCCAUAACUCCAGCUGGUACCACCAUACUCUUUGUCAAGAAAUAGUCGGCUUUAAGAGCGCUUGUCUGUAAAAAUCAGACAAAUUCUAAAUUUCGCGGCAAGGGUGAAAAAUUCGAUUUCUUUCUUAUUUUAAUAUUAGAUAGGCUAUACUAUAACUAAAAUCACUGGAUACUUUUUUCGACAAAAUAUCUUUUUAUUUCAGAGAAAAAUACAAAUCACAAAAUUCCGUUAAAAUCGUCAUUUUUAACAGCAAAUUAUUGCACAAGUUUGAGGGCUUCGCAUUCAAAAACGAAUCACAAACUCGUUUUUUUAGCGCUCAAAUCUUCUUUUUUAACCUCAUAAGACCUCACAAAACGAUUUUUGUAAACACUGCGUUCCUCUUUGCGUGUUGUUACGGGAAAAUUUACUGAUUUUCCCGUGUGUGUUAUUCGGUACAUAUUUAUUCGUAAACUUUCACAUUUAACUAUUUCAAGUCCUUUCAUUUUAAAAAAUCAAAAAAAUGCAUAAAAACCACAAUGGCUUUUGGAAUGGAUUUUGUUGAUUACUCACUUUUACUAUGCACCUGGUUGUCGGCACUUUUGUCAUUUAUUACAUGGUUUUUUUUAGGUAAAUAUAAGUGUUAAUGGUCUUUCUGGAAACAUUGGUUUUCAUGGUAGUUGACAGCUGAGUUUAUACGCGUAAAUUUAAUUUCUUUUCAUGCGAUGGUUUCCAAACCAAUCUUGCAUAGAUAAGCAGAAACUUUUAAUUGCUUUUCCGUUUUUAUUUCCUGAGCUGCGCUGCUGCAAUUAAGAUAGGUAUUGUUUUCUAUAUUAGAGCUGUAAAUUCGCACCUAGGUUUCCUACUAUAACGGCCUAGAGUUUAUUGCAUCCGUCUUUUUAAUUUUGAGAUUCUUUCCGUCGUAGAAACAGAUGGAAUAUUUAAGUAGUUUUCGUUUAACUUCAAAGAGAUCUUUUCCGCUCCUUUGUGUCCUUAUUCAAAUAUUGCGAUUUGUGUAACAAUAGCACUUCACACCAGUUACUUCUUAAGCAAGUACCUUGUAUAGCUUUGAUGAUUACAAACUAGAGUAUGCUAGAGGUCAUGUCGCUUGUUGGCCUGACCUAGAAUAAAAGUACUGUGGAACCAAGAUUGUCUUAUCCUUGACGUCCGUAUAAACUCGCUCGAAGUAGAUCUCCGUGUACCAGGAAAUCGUGACAAGUUUCCGUUCUCGCUGCCAAGUGGUCUCUACCGAGUUAUUUCCCCCAGUUGUUAUUGUUCCGUCCGCGAAGAUUCAGUUUUCCAGUUAGCGAGCGAAAAACUAUCGUCACAGUGUAAAAUAAUUUAAUUUCGAAAGCAUACAUUUCUCUUCAAUAAAAGUACUUUGUGAGUAAAGUUAAUAUUCAGCAUGUGCUAAACCUUCAAAUGGAUUAAGCUUUGGGUGGUAGAAUUGCGAAAAGAUGUUCUUAAUAUUACUGUAAAAAUUUCUUUGGGCAAAUUAUUGAGAGCGAUACGAAAGCUUUUCAAAGUCUGUUAAAAUGCAGUUAUUUGACCUUUCGCGGUCAACAUUCCAGUUGCGAGUCACACACAUACUUUAAUAUGAUUCAACCCAUAUGAGGCCGGAAAAUGUACAUGGGUACAUAUUUCCAAAUGUUCUAACCUCAUUUGCCGUAGAAGAAAGAUCGAAAGACCAUUUUACCGUGGUUAUCUUGUCGCUAGUCGUAUUUAUAACGUCCGAUGAAACUGCCUGUCAAUCUGCGAACUGUCACCAACCUUCGUUGUAAAACUUUUGACAUCUUUCUGCACCGUGGCAUCUUAUCCAGCGGUUCAGUUGACUGUGAGCGUUGUUCGGUUUGUGGUGCAGUAGAUCUGAGCGAUGCUUUUAAAAGUGGCACUACACAUAUGUUGCAGUCAACGUAGUUUUGUAUACGGAGAGUCGUCACGCAAUGCAAAUCAUGCAAUGGAAAGUUAUUUUUUAGGAGGUAGGGGAAGGGGAAAGUAAAAAGACGUCAUUCUGCUGCUAAGCUUCUUUAUUGUUGUGAACAUCAAAAUCUCUUAUAUGUAAGUCGCGGAGAUCGGGCCUUUGGCCAAUACUCGUUGAAAAGCUAAAUUCAGUACCUGCUAAAAAUAGUAAGCCUAAGUAAACAAAACCUGGUUUAUGAUAAUUACACGAUGCCUUUUCUUCGCUAAGAGGCUGGGCUUCGGACUUUGUUUUUCACAAAUACACUAACUUACACCGUCAACUUUGUUACAUAGAAAAUGGAAGGUUGUUGUUCGUUCAAGUCGCUUACAGGCGGAGUUUGUGAUUACAACUUUAGAGAUCGAAUGUGUGAAACGGAAAUUGUUCCUUUACUUUCAUGCACCAAGAAUAUCGCAAGUCAUGAGUUGGCUUUCAAAUUUACCGGUCCUGAAGAUGAGAUCGACCUUAUUUUCUGCCGAGCGCACAUAUGUCGGCCUCUCUGUAGUUUAAGGUUUUAAACGGAAGUUGGUCUGUUAACAGUGGUUAAGAGUACCACUCCCUUAUGCAAGCCCCACCCAUUGGCCACGGAACAUAGCACCCCAGCCUCACAUAAGCCACACAUCCCCACCACUGCGUUUUGUAGCAUGGUGUUGUAAAAAUGUACAAAAGGUUCUCUUUCAUGCUAUUAGGGUAUUCCUUGCAAUUUUAGUGUAAAGAAAAACACCCCUAAUAGGUACGACAGGCACAGAGCGCCAAAAAAACAAGAAUAAUUCCCUGCAAUAAAUAAAUGUAUUUUACUGUUUGUCACCAGACAAAGAUGACACUAUUGCAAAAAUGUUUACAGAAUAAAAUAUUUUUUAGUUUCCAAGAGUUCAAUUCUGAUAGUGCUUAAUUAUAUGGAGUUUUGCCCUUCACCUAUCCCCUAAAGUUCCUGUCACCGGUAUUGCGUGACAACCCAAAUACUCAAAGGCGUACAUGUUUGUAGUCAACUCAGUUUAGCAUUGAAUUAGACUGUCAGAUGUAAUCUUUUAUUGCAUUGUAAACUGAGCAAUACUCGCAGUCAACUGAACGGUUGAAUAAGAUGCCACAGUGAAGAAAGAUAUCGAACGUUUGACAACAAGAUGGUGUUCGACAGGGUUGGUGGUUUCAUCGGACGUUAUCAUUUAUACAGACCUAAAACGACGAACGACAAGAGAAUCACUCUAAAAUGGUCUCUGGUUCGGUCUUCUGCGGCAAAUGAGGUAAGAGCAUUUGGAAAUAUCUUUUUAUGUACAUUUUUCGGCCUCCUAUGGGUUGAAACAUAUUAAAAUAUGUGUGACUCGCGACUGGAAUGUUGACCGCAAAAGGUCAAAUAACUGCACUUUAACGGACUUUGAAAAGCUUUUGUAUCGCUCUCAAUCAUUUGCCCAAACAAAUUUUUACAGUUAUAUUGAGAACAUCUUUUCGAAAUUCAACCGCCAAAAGCUUAAUCCAUUUGAAGGUUUAGCACAUGAUGAAAAUUAAUUUUAUUCACGAAGUAUUUUUACUGAAGAGAAAUCCAUGCUUUCGACAUUAAAUUAUUUUAAGCACAAAGAAGAGCGCAAUGUUUACGAAAUCAUUUUGUGAGGUCUUAUGAGAUCGAGAAGGAAGAUUUGAGUGUUUAAAAGACGAGAUAGUGAUUCGUUUUUGCACGCGAAGCUCUCAAACUCGUGCAAUAAUUUGCUGCUAAAAAUGACGAUUUUAACGGAAUUUCGUUAUUUGUAUUUUUCUCUGAAAUAAAAAGAUAUUUUUCCAAAAAUAGUAUCCAGGGAUUUUAGUUAUAGCCUAGCCUAUCUAACAUUAAAAUAAGAAAGAAAUCGAAUUUUCCACCCUUGCCGCGAUAUGUUUGAUUUUUAAAGACAAGCGCUCUUAACACUCAGAAAAUGACCUGACCUAACAUCCCAUGCCCCAAUGCAACUAAGUAUCAACUCAGGACGCUCUUCAAAUGCCGAAGAAGAAGAGAUAACAUUCAACACAGUCAAAUCAAUUACUAACAACACAUCAUGCUAUCGCCCUGGCCACAUUAUCAGCAACAUAUUCAUUCGCUUACAGGCUGAGAAAAAAUUAGGAAGAUCAGAAAACUGUGUUGAAAAACAAGAAUCACAAGUUUCUCGCUUGGCACAUUCACUUCCACUGCAAAGCAACACAAGAACUCCAAAGGAACUCAUUAAGAAACAUUCACGAUCAUGGCAAGCACACUUAGAAAGAAUUAGUGAUUUUUUGUUGCCAGGAGAGGGUGUGUGGGGGUGUCAAGAUGAU